AUGCACUAGACACCAUUCUGCCUCAGAGUUGGACACCUUCACCCCUACUCCAUGUCAGAUUCCAACACAACCGACUUAACAAACCCCUCCACCUUCAUCCUGAUGGGCAUUCCUGGCCUGGAGGCAGCCCAUGUCUGGAUAUCCAUCCCCUUCUGUGUCAUCUAUCUCAUAGCCAUCUUGGGGAACUUCACCAUCCUGUUCAUCGUGAAGAGGGAGCAGAGCCUCCAUGGACCCAUGUACUAUUUCCUCUGCAUGCUGGCCUUCAGUGACCUGGUCCUCUCCACAUCCACCCUCCCCAAAAUGCUGAGCAUCUUCUGGUUCAAUUCCAGGGAAUUAGAUUUCAGUGCCUGCCUCACCCAGAUGUACUUCAUUCACUGCUUCUCAACAAUGGAGUCUGGGAUCUUAGUGGCCAUGGCUUUUGAUCGCUAUGUGUCCAUCUGCAAUCCCCUGAGAUAUUCCACCAUCCUGACAAGCCCUGUUGUGGCCAAGAUGGGCCUGGCCAUUGUGCUGCGCAGCGGCAUACUUGUAUUGCCCUAUCCCUUCCUGGUGAGGCAGUGGCCAUAUUGCAGAACCAACAUCAUCCCCCACUCAUACUGCGAGCACAUAGCUGUGGUGAAACUGGCUUGCGCCGACACCCGCAUCAGUAGUUACUAUGGCCUCUUUGUGCUAUUCUCUGUGAUUGGUCUGGAUGUGUUUUUUAUCACAGUGUCCUAUACUCAGAUCAUCAGGGCCAUCUUGUGCCUGCCCACAAAGGAUGCCCGGCUCAAGACUUUUGGGACUUGCAGCUCCCACUUUUGUGCCAUCUUAGCUUUGUACAUCCCAGAUUUCUUCUCCUCCCUCACGCACCGGUUUGGCCACAAUGUUCCCCCGCAUAUUCUCGUUCUCAUUGCCAAUGUGUACCUUCUGGUGCCCCCCAUGCUACACCCCAUCAUCUAUGGGGUGAGGACCAAACAGAUCCGGGACAGGCUGCUCCGGCUCUUUACUCAUAAAGGGACCUAA
Molecule: messenger RNA, 999 nt
Organism: Malaclemys terrapin pileata
Lineage: Eukaryota; Metazoa; Chordata; Testudines; Emydidae
Product: olfactory receptor 52R1-like
Exons: 1
Biological process (GO): G protein-coupled receptor signaling pathway
Cellular component (GO): membrane
Molecular function (GO): G protein-coupled receptor activity; olfactory receptor activity
Source: RefSeq, a predicted model, not a curated record